CCUGACAUUUUUACUCUAAUCAAAUCUCUCAUUCGAUGUAAUAUAAAGCUGAUUACGAUUAUAUGGCUCAUAGAUGCCGUAAUAUUUCGAAGGUAUAACAACUUACAUGAAAAUAUGAUAUUACCAAUCGCUAUAGUUGUUAUUACUCAAUCGUUUGGCACACAGGGAACCCUGCAUCUAGUUCUUGAGGAUGCCAUGUGUACGGCUUACGAUGAGGAAUAUUUCUUAGAACCUGAAACUUAUGUAAAUGAUGAGAAUGCAUGGGUCGUAAACAUGACGCUAAUUAAACCACUUUCGAUAGAAACUCAAGGAUAUUUCUCAUUAACAGGAGCAUCAAUGGGUGAAUAUGUGGUGAAUACUGGAAUUGAUGUACAGAUGAGCUUGUGUGAUUUCAUUGAGGAACCUAUUAUAAUGGGUCGUGUUCUUCAAGCAUUUGGAAUGUCUGUAGACCAUUGUCCACCUGACAUUGGUCUUUAUGGAACUGAAGGUUAUAUAAUUCCAACAGACACAUUACCAGAUGAAUUCCCACCUAAUAAACACAUGGUGGAAUUUGGUCUAUUGUACGAGGAGAAGCCAUUAUUAAUAUACCAAGUAUUCGUCAUCUCCCAAUAAAAGUUUCUGGCAUCCCUGGAAAAAUAAUUUAUAGCUAAUUAUGUAAAUGGUUAUAGAAAAUAAGAUAUGAAUUUUGGUUUCGUCUAAUUUUAUAUAGUUACAUAUCAUUUUAUAUAAUUAUAUUUACUUUUAUAGAGUUAUAUUUACAAUAACUGUCAUAAAAAAAUUUUUCAU
This is a messenger RNA of Microplitis mediator, 786 nucleotides long. RefSeq lists its product as uncharacterized. Bases 115 to 612 code for a protein of 165 amino acids. Lineage: Eukaryota; Metazoa; Arthropoda; Insecta; Hymenoptera; Braconidae. The record is from RefSeq and is a predicted model, not a curated record. The transcript is spliced from 5 exons.